AUGGCGAACAUUCGCCGAAUGUGUGUCGCUAACCCGGGAACUCGUGAGAUAUCUCGGAUGACUCUUCUCGAUCCGAAUGAGACAUUCGAAUCAUUCGAUUACGUGAUCGAUCGCAUGAACUACAACUAUGAGCAUCUUCGAGUGGAAUUCGUUAGUGAAUACGUGGUCAGCGUAAAACUAAACCGCCCACGUCAGAUGAAUGCGCUUAAUCAGAAAAUUUGGAGCGAAAUCGAAGACGUGUUCAAGAAACUAGACAUUGACGAAAAUUGCCGAGUUAUUAUUUUGAGCGGCGAAGGAAAAGCGUUCUCGUCUGGUCUCGAUCUCAAAGAUGGUGGUCUAACCGAACUCAUAACCCUAGAAGAAGGCGACGACGUUGCAAGGAAAGCAAGACAAAUUCGCAGAAAAAUUCAGAAAAUGCAACAAGCGUUCACAAAUAUUGAAGAGUGCUGCAAACCAGUGAUUGCGGCUAUUCAUGGAGUUUGCUACGGUGGAGGUAUCGACAUCAUAUCAGCAUGCGACAUUCGUCAAUGCACCAAGGAUGCGACCUUUUCAGUGAAGGAAGUGGAUGUUGGCCUAGCUGCAGAUGUCGGUAGCCUUAAUCGUUUGCCAAAAAUUUGUGGCAAUGAAAGUUGGCUGAAAGAGGUUGCAUUUUCUGCCCGCAACUUUGGAGCGGAUGAAGCGUUCAAAUUUGAUUUGGUGAGUCGCAUUCACGCCACGUAUGACGACAUGUUCAGAGAAGUUCUUAGUCUAGCCAGGAAUAUAGCCGAGAAGAGCCCAGUCGCAGUACAAGGGACCAAGGUCGUUCUAAACUUUUCCCGUGAUCAUACUGUUGAAGAAGGCUUGCGAUUUGUGGCCACAUGGAAUCAAUCACAACUGAUGACAGAAGAUAUUUCAAAGAGUGGACUAGCAACGAUGACUAAAUCACCAAUGCCGCCUUUUUCAAAAAUAUAA
This is a messenger RNA of Necator americanus (New World hookworm), 951 nucleotides long. RefSeq lists its product as uncharacterized. Gene Ontology annotation, molecular function: delta(3,5)-delta(2,4)-dienoyl-CoA isomerase activity. The coding region runs from base 1 to 951 and encodes 316 amino acids. NCBI's taxonomy places the organism in Eukaryota, Metazoa, Nematoda, Chromadorea, Rhabditida, Ancylostomatidae. The transcript has 10 exons. The record is from RefSeq and is a predicted model, not a curated record. Gene Ontology annotation, cellular component: mitochondrion.